Molecule: messenger RNA, 1713 nt
Organism: Fusarium musae
Lineage: Eukaryota; Fungi; Ascomycota; Sordariomycetes; Hypocreales; Nectriaceae
Gene: MBZ1
Product: BZIP-type transcription factor mbz1
Exons: 2
Coding region: 1-1713 (570 amino acids)
Biological process (GO): regulation of DNA-templated transcription
Molecular function (GO): DNA-binding transcription factor activity
Source: RefSeq, a predicted model, not a curated record
AUGUCAGGUCCUGGCCAGAAUACUGUCGAUAUCGACGCUCUCCUCGAUCUUACCGAGUACGAUAAUUUCCAAUCUCCUGCUACUACAGUAUCACCAUCAGGAACAUCAAAGGCUACAUUCGCCAGCCCUAUCACAGCUGCUGUCGCUGCUCCCGCCACCACAACUGCCCAAAGCCUGAGCGGUCCCAGUCACAACUAUGACAUGUACCGACAACAGACUGGCUUUGUGCCCGGUGCCAUCGCCAACACAAUGGCCGUUAACCAGACAAACAACACUGGCUACCAAGACUUCCGCAGCAUCGACUACCUAACCACCUUCAGCCCCGAGGCUGAUCUGUUUGAUUUCAACACAUCUCCUUCGCAGGCUACUUUGGGUGCUUCGGAUAUGGAUAUGGAUUUCGAGUCGCAGACCGAGACACAACAGUUUUUCACUGUCGACCCUAGUAGCAUUGAGCAAGAGAACGCUGGUCUUCCCUCACCACCCGUUUUGCCUACACAGAACAAUGGCCGUCUCUGGCCUGGUGCUCACUCCCAAGCCGCUCUUGCCAAGGCUCAGCAACAACAGCGACAACAGCAGCAGAUCAUUCAGCAACAACAACAGGCUCAGCGCCAGGCAUCGCAGCCCAAGUCUCGUGGCAAGGCCCCUCAGCCUACCGACCCCAUCGUUGAGCAGAAGAUUACUCAGCUCCUGAACUCUAUGCGAGCCAAGCCCUCGAUGCCCGAGAGCCAGGCUACCAGCCCCAUGGCCAACCUUCCCCGAUCCAAGAAGGACGAAGAGGAAAUGGAUGAGGAUGAGCGCCUCCUGGCUAGUGAGGAGGGCAAGAAGCUCAGCAGCAAGGAGCGACGACAGCUUCGUAACAAGGUGUCCGCUCGUGCUUUCCGUUCCCGCAGAAAGGAAUAUAUCACUCAGCUUGAGACUGAGAUUGCCAAUAAGGUCAGCGAGAACGGCGACCUCCGCGCUCAGAACCGUGCUCUCGUCGACGAGAACAAGCGUCUGACUGACCUCACCCGCAUGCUUCUCUCUUCGCCUUCCUUCUCCAACUUCCUGGACAACCUCAGCAGCAACCCUACCACUGUUCAGCAGACUCCUCAACUCAAGGUCGAGCCUCAACCGGAACAGCGACAGGUGCCUAAGGACAUCAACCCCUACAAUGCCCAGCAGUCUUCUCAGCACCAGAUUGGCAUGGCCAUGAUCCCUGAGCAGAACAUGGACUUCUCCAUGCUCACUCUUGAUGGCUCUUUCAACUUCCAGCCUCAAGUCUUUGUUGUUGACACUCCUGAGCUUCCUGAUGCUAUUGACGCUUCUGUUCUCUCUGGCAAGACCUCCAACUUCGCUGAGCCCAUCUUCGACUCUGAGGAGGAGAAGCUCGAGGUGCCCGCCAUUGAGCGCCCUGUUGAGAAGCCCGAGGUUGCUGAGCCCGUUGACGCCGCCCCUAUUGAUCUUGAGUUCGAAUCUGACCCUGAAUUCGCCCUGUUCCACACUGAGACCGCUACCACCACCACCGAGCAACCCAAGGAGUUUGACUCUGAGGGUCUAUCGCAUGUUGACAUCUUUGGCGGUGUUGAGUCCGAAAAGGUGCUUGCCCGUCUUGAACUUAUCGAUGCCGGUGAGGAAGAGAGUCUCGCUGCUUUGGCCAUGGCUCGUGUGCAACGUAUCAGCGCCAGCUGUGACGCUGUUACGUCAAGGUUAGAGCUUCUUACCAUGGACCUGUAA